AGGAAGUUAAGAUGCAUAGUUGUUCAGUAUCUCUCGGGCUAGGCUAUAUGACUUGCCACUGCUCCCCACAUAGACACAGCAGGCUUUCACAGCUCUACAGACGACACAACGUGCUGCUCCGCGUGUAGAAGCUAAGGUUUACUGAGAACUAUGGAGGGACCUUACAAGUACAUCAGGGAUGGGAAUGGGAAAGUUAGCCGGGUCAUACGAAUUGGAACCCGAAAGAGCCAGCUCGCUCGUAUUCAGACGGACAGCGUUGCAGAGAAGCUGAAGGGACUGCACCCCGAUGUCCACAUGGAAAUAGUUGGCAUGACAACUACAGGGGACAAAAUCCUUGACACAGCGUUAUCAAAGAUCGGAGAGAAGAGCCUUUUCACCAAAGAACUGGAGACUGCUCUGGAGAGGAACGAGGUAGACUUGGUGGUCCACUCUUUGAAGGACUUGCCCACGACUCUGCCUCCUGGCUUUACCAUAGGAGCAGUGCUAAAGCGGGAGAACCCCCAUGAUGCAGUUGUCUUGCAUCCCAAAAACAUGGGCAAAUCUCUCGACACCCUGCCCGACAAGAGUGUGAUAGGCACAAGUUCGCUGCGACGGGCUGCUCAGCUAAAGAAAAGAUUCCCCCACCUUGAGUUUAAAGAUAUUCGAGGAAACCUCAACACGAGGUUGAAGAAGCUGGAUGAAAAGGACGACUUCUCGGCCAUUAUACUGGCUGCAGCAGGACUGAGUCGCAUGGGCUGGGAGAGCCGAGUCAGCCAGAUCCUGGGCCCUGAGGACUGUAUGUACGCUGUUGGACAGGGGGCUAUUGCCAUUGAGGUGCGGGCCAAAGACAAGGACAUCCUGGAGAUGGUGUCUGUUCUGCACGACCCCAACACGGUCCUGCGCUGUAUAGCAGAGCGAGCUUUCCUCAGACGACUGGAGGGGGGUUGCAGUGUACCAGUUGCUGUCCACACUGAAGUCAAGGGCUCUCAGCUCUACCUGACGGGUGCAGUGUACAGCCUGGAUGGUUCAGACAGUCUCAAGGAGACCAUGCAGACCAGCAUUGCUUCAGACAAUAAGGUGGAAGAGCGAGUGGAUGAGUGGGUCCAGCGAGUUGGCGUCACAGCGAACAACAUGCCAGGCCCGGCCCAGGAUGCUUCUGAGACGCUAGGUCUAGACCUGGCCAAUCUACUCCUGAGUAAAGGGGCUAAGGAGAUCCUUACCGUGGCCAGGGAGCUCAACGAUGCGCGAUAAAUACAUUCUGUGCCCCCAGCUAGGUCUGGAGGUGUAACCUACACUUACCGGUAUUCCAUACUAAUAUUAAAGCUCACCAGUGGCUGACUGAGGACUCGUGAUAUAGAAUAGCACCACUAGACCUGGGUUCGAUUAGUAUGCGUUUUCACUUAGAGUUUGAUUUAGCCUGCUUUCAGCGCCAGAACAUUAAUGUACAGGUAACUGCCAAAAUAAAGGAAACACUUGAGUAAAUGAGGGAUACAAAGUGUAUUAGUAUUAAAACAGGUGCUUGCACAGAUGUUUGGUUCCUGAGUUAAUUAAGCAAUUAGGAUCCCAUCAUGCUUAGGGUCAUGUAUAAAAAUACUGGGCAGGCCAUAGGAUCACAAUGCCCUCAUCCACAGGGCACGAAUGGUCGCUGAAUGGUUUGAUGAGCAUGAAAAACAAUGUAAGCCGUAUGCCAUGGUUGUCUCAGUCACCAGAUCAACCCAAUUGAACACAUGGGAGAUUCUGAAGCGGCGCCUGAGUGUUUCCCACCACCACCAACAAAACACCAAAUGAUGGAAUUUAUCGUGGAAGAAGGUUGCUCCUGCUAAUAGAGGUGCAUUGAAGCUGUUCUGGCUCGUGGUGGCCCAACGCCCUCUCGAAACACUUUAUGUUUCCUUUACUCUGGCAGUUACCUGUACACACAUUUAGGGACUCCAUUUCUAGCUGUCGUUGGGAUCAUGCUACCUCUUUCAUCAACAGAGCUCUGAUGAAUGACAGAGCUUUGUUUGAUGAAUGACGCGUGUGACACAUUAGUGAUGUCUGUUGAACAGACCCAGAACAUGCAAGCUACGGUGACAAACUCUAGCUUAUGAGUACUGUCAGACCAAGCCCAAGCCCACCUGUCUACAACACCAGAGCGACUAUUACUUUUACGUGUAUAUAUAUUUUUUCCCCUUGAUCGGCAGAAUACUAAUGUCAAGACAAUUAGGAAAGCACUGCAUAUAAACAAACGAUAAACACUGGAUGCCGUACAAAAACGAAACGUUGGAUACCUGUGACAUUUUCCUUUCAAUGUGUUCACAUAAGUUUAAUGUGUUUUGGAUCCUGGGAGGAUUUUUAUUGCUUACUUGUUUUGCUAUAUCAAUUUUACGAAUAUAAAGCAGCGUACAAUAACACCCAACAAACGUCAUCUGCGUCCUUAAAAACAGGGCCUGUGUUCAUAAAGCGUCCCAGAGUAGGAGAGCUGACCAGGUACUCCCUGGCCAUGUAAUCUUAUUCAUUAUGGCAAAUUUGAUCCUAGAUUAGCACCCCUAUGCUGACACACUUUAUGAAUACGCACACAGGUUUGGUAUGUUCACUGUGUGUACUUGAUCCAGCCUACUAGUCCACGACUUCAGAAUUGAACAAGUAUUCCAUAACCAUCCCACUAGAUAUUGCUCAUAUAGUAAUUAUGUGUGUGUGUGUUAUGAAGAAAAUAGAGAAAUUAAUUGAAUGUAAUAUAGUUGUAGGCUACCUUUUUAGAUAUGUUGUGUCAUUUGUUAACAAACCUUAUGCAGUCAGAUAGCAUAGUUUUGUGUCUUACUUUAGUUUCUGUCUAUAUGGCUGCUGUGUGUACAGCUUUGCUUACAACCUAAUUACCUUGAUCUACAAAUAUGCCUUUUCCUUGUACCCCUUGAGCCUGCACAGGUUUUCCUCAUUGUGACCCCUCUAACUUAUAUUUUUGCAGAAUUCACUAUGUUACAUCAUGUUAUAUUAAGUGGUGUUAUGUUGUCUGACUAUCGAUACUUGAAAAGGCAUAGAGAGGGUGGUUGUGCCAUAUUUCUGUUUUGCAGCUUUCUGCUUUCCGCUGUAGUGCUCAGACGUUUUAAGAAGAUGCUGGUCAAAUGAUAAUUGCCAUACCAUCUAUUCGUUCAAUAUCGCAGCAUUCAUCAUGAUAUGACAGAAUGUGGAAAUGUAUUGCAAUCUGAAAGCGUGAUGCUUUGCUUCGUCACCUUCAUUAAUUCUGUGUCAUUAAAAAGGAGGCGGCCUCAAUUAAAGCCACUUGUUACUCUCUA
Molecule: messenger RNA, 3248 nt
Organism: Salvelinus fontinalis (brook trout)
Lineage: Eukaryota; Metazoa; Chordata; Actinopteri; Salmoniformes; Salmonidae
Product: porphobilinogen deaminase-like
Exons: 14
Coding region: 151-1230 (359 amino acids)
Biological process (GO): heme biosynthetic process
Cellular component (GO): cytoplasm
Molecular function (GO): hydroxymethylbilane synthase activity
Source: RefSeq, a predicted model, not a curated record